AAACGGACAACAAAACAAUGUUACAUACUCUUCAGGUCUUGCAUUCAUUCGAAAACAACUAAACAACAAUCAUCUAACGAUCGUAGUCUUUGCUAUAAAUUUUGUUUCCCCAAAUUUAAUAACAUAGAGACAGACCGACGCGAUUAAACAGUAAUAAAAAGUCGGACAUUUAAUUAGUUUUCAGAUGAAACUGAAAACAAAAGUCGGAAUUGUUUUGUUCGCUCCUGUUGUUGCUGUAUACAAAACAGAGUGUUUUUAAGUGAAAAACGACCAAAAAAUAGAUUUUGUAAUUCAGUGCUUUUUGAUCGAUAGUAACGUGUGUGUGUCUCAACUGGUGUGUUUCGGUAUAGAUUUUUUUUGAUAUCAAAAGAUUGGUUUGUAUACUGUGCAUAAAUACAAACUCGGUGUACAAUUUAUUGCAGACUAGUAAAAUAUUGAUUUUUUCGGGUUGAUUGGUGAAUGCAUUUUUCGUUUUGAUAAAUAAUUGUAUGGAGUGGUUACAAGAAAUAUCCACCAGUCAGUAACUAUUCAAAGCUAUACAAGCAAAUGUUGUAGUGUUUUGUGAACGAACAUUUUUGAUUGAAGAAGAAAGAGAUUUUUGUUUCCAGCUUUUCUUUGUUGCUGGCCGAAAAUGGAUCCGUUGAGUAUUGGAGCGAGUGCAUUAAGUUUACAACAGCGAGAAGACACAGUAGAUCAAAAACCAGACGAUGCCUUCCGGGAAGUAAUUGCCAGCUGUAGAUCUUUGAGUAGCUAUGACACGAAUAACUUACGUACAGCACUGCCACAAGCAUUCGUAGCAGUGGUUGCUGCCUCAUUUCACAUUGUUAUCGGUAUAUCACUUGCGUUCAGCGCCAUUCUCAUUCCACAAGUCGAAGCACCCGACAGUGACCUGAAAUUGACACCGAUCCAGACAUCAUGGGUCGCCAGUAUAAUUGUUCUAUCCGUUCCGGUGGGUUGCCUGAUUGCAGGAGUUUUAAUGGAAUGGAUUGGUCGAUUAAAUGCCAUAAAAUUAGCGGCGAUCCCAUGUUGCGUAGGAUGGAUUUUAAUGGCAACAUCAACAAACAUUUACAUGAUGUUGGGUGGCCGUAUUUUAACGGGAUUAGGAUCUGCGAUCGGAACUAGCCCGGCUAUCGUUUAUAUAACUGAAGUGGCCAGACCAGAUUUACGAGGAUCUUUGAUUUCAACCGCACCAACGCUAGCCUCAUUUGGAAUGGUCAUUGCAUACGCAAAGGGUGCUUAUAUGUCUUGGAGACUAGUCGCUUGGUUGAACAUCAUCUACACACUGAUGCCAGUCAUUUUAAUUCAAAUUUUCGUUCCCGAAUCUCCAGUCUGGCUGGUAGCCAAGGGUCGCAUUGAAGAUGCAGCAAAAUCUCUCAAAUAUUUGUACAAGGCGUAUCCUCAACCGGAACACACGACACAAAGUAUGGCUGACAUGCAUCUGGCCUCAUUGCAAAGAGAACACGAAACGAAUUUGGCCAGUAAAAUGAAGGUUCCGUCUCGUGCUGAUUUUGCGCCAAUGCAGAAGGACGGUUUCCAGAAUUCCAAAUGGGCUGGUUUCCUGAAACCCACCGGCUACAAACCAAUGAUCAUCCUGUUCUGGUUGUUCCUGAUUCAGCAAUUCAGCGGCAUUUACAUCACACUUUUCUUUGCUGUCACAUUCUUCCAGGAAGUGGGAACCGACAUCAAUGCAUUCCAUGCAUCCAUCUUUGUUGGCGUUACUCGAUUCGUUAUGUCUCUGAUGAAUGCUUGGCUGUUGAAACGAUUCAGAAGACGUCCGCUUAUCAUGGUCUCUUCGCUUGGUAUGGCUGCAUGCAUGUUCGUUUCCGGUUUAGUCACUUACUGGAUCAAACAGGGUGAAACUGGUCUCGGAUGGAUUCCGGUCGCUUGCUUACUGUUAUAUGUUUGUACGUCUAUGAUUGGACUGCUGACGAUACCGUGGACAAUGACGGCUGAACUAUUUCCCACCGAUAUUCGAGGCAUUGCCCAUUCGAUAUCCUAUUCAAUGGCGAAUGUGCUUAUGUUCGCUGCUAUUCAAAGUUACAGAUCUCUAUCCGAUUUUCUGGGUGGUGCUUACGCAGUUCAAUGGUUCUUUGCAGCGGUAUCAAUAUGUGGCUUUGGCUUCGCACUAUUAUUUUUACCCGAGACGCACGGCAAAAAGUUGUCCGAAAUUCAAGCUCACUUCAGCGGUGAGGCGAAAAAGCAAAAGAAACUAAAGAAACAGAAGAAAAACGGUGUGACGAACCGAAAGCCGAAGCAGACGUUGGAAACGGUACAAGAGGCCGAACGAAUGAUGAAAGAAACGGUAUAAGAAUGCCGGUUUGCGGAUGAGACUACCCACAUCGGCGAGACAGAAUUUUUUCUCUAUUUAUUUUUAGUAUGCAACUCAUGACGUCGGUUUUAUUUAAAACGGAAAAAUUUCGUUUGUUUUUUGUGUUGACAUUUUUUGUUUUGUUUAAUUUUGUGAGUAAAUUGGAAAGAACCAAAUCUUACGGCUAAUUCCGACCUUAGCUGUCGUUAUGAGUUACUCGCUUGAAAGAGAAAGAUAGGAAGGAAAAAAAAAGAACAUUUUCAUUUACUUUGUAGGUUUGUGAUAGAAUUCAAAUAGGUAUCUGAAGUAUUAUUAGAACUUGUCUCUAAUUGUUUAAUUUUCACCUCUUUUUUGUGUUUUUGUUUUGUUUUUUUGACAAAUUUAAUUAUUUCUUAAUUAUAUGCCACGCAACUAUAGAACAAAUUUUGAAAGGAUUUAUACGAAUAAUUAUUUACCAAUCUAAGUAACACAUUAAAUGUUUGUGCCCGGACUGGCCAUAUGAGUCGAAAA
Molecule: messenger RNA, 2818 nt
Organism: Bradysia coprophila
Lineage: Eukaryota; Metazoa; Arthropoda; Insecta; Diptera; Sciaridae
Product: trehalose transporter 1-like protein
Biological process (GO): transmembrane transport
Cellular component (GO): membrane
Molecular function (GO): transmembrane transporter activity
Source: RefSeq, a predicted model, not a curated record